Molecule: messenger RNA, 2466 nt
Organism: Engraulis encrasicolus (European anchovy)
Lineage: Eukaryota; Metazoa; Chordata; Actinopteri; Clupeiformes; Engraulidae
Product: tripartite motif-containing protein 16-like
Exons: 5
Coding region: 21-1598 (525 amino acids)
Molecular function (GO): protein binding; zinc ion binding
Source: RefSeq, a predicted model, not a curated record
CAGAGGAAAACUAAAACAACAUGUCUGCAGUUGUUACUGAAGAGCAAGAUCCCUUGCGUUGUUCCAUUUGUUUGGAGUUGUUGAAUGAUCCCGCCACAAUUCCAUGUGGACACAGCUACUGCAUGAAGUGUAUCAGUGGCUGCUGGGACCAGAGAAGAGAGCACAGCUGCCCUCAGUGCAGAGAGACGUUUACUACACGGCCUGUCCUGAAGAAAAACACCAUCCUAGCAGAGCUGGUGGAUAAAAUGAAGAGCAGGGGGUCUCACACUUCUCUUGCUGUUCCUCCUCCUCCUCAUGCUCCUGCUGCUGCGGCUUCGUAUGCUGGACCAGGGGACGUGGAGUGUGACUUCUGCACUGAAAGAAAACUGAAAGCUGUCAAGUCCUGUCUGGUGUGCCUGGUGUCUCUCUGUCAGACACACAUGGAGCCUCAUCUCAACAUCCCUGCCUUAAAGAAUCACAAACUGGUCCAGGCCUCCACGCGUCUGCAGGAGAAGAUCUGCUCUCAGCAUAACAAGCUGAUGGAGGUGUUUUGUCUAGCUGACCAGAAGUGUGUCUGCAUCUUGUGCACCAUGGACACACACAAGGGCCAUGAUACGGUCUCAGCUGCCGCCCAAUAUAAAGAGGAACAGCAUUCCGCUAAAGAGGCAGAGCAGCAGAGUGAGAAGAUCUUCACAGAGCUGCUGGAGUCUAUUGAGAGGAGACGCUCUGAGGUGAAAGAGCUGAUCAGAGCUCAGCAGAAGGCAGCGGUGAGAGACGCUGAAGAUGUUUUGGAGAAACUGGAGCAGGAGCUGGCUGAGUUGAGGAGAGGACACGCUCACUUGCAGAAGCUCUCGGUUGAGGAAGACCCAGUCCUUUUCCUCCAGAAUUUUCAGGUCUUGAAGUCGUCCAUAUCCAAACCGUCUCCCAGCAUCGGUUUCAAUUCUUACACGUCAUUUGAUGACCUGAAAAAAUCUCUCACUGACUUGAAAAGUGAAGUAGAAAAACUCUGUGAGAGUGACGUGGUGAAGAUGUCUGGAAAAGUGGCCAUCUUGGAAAUCAUCAAGUCACCAGAGCCAAAGACCAGGGAGGACUUCUUAAAGUACUGCUUCAAGCUCACUUUGGAUCCAAACACGGCACACAGAGCGAUCUCUCUGUCUGAGGGGAACAAGAUGGCGACGCGUGGAGAGGCCCAGUCCUACCCAGAUCAUCCAAACCGAUUCCAAGGCACUGAGCAGGUGCUGUGUGAACAGGGCUUUUGUAGACGCGCUUACUGGGAGGUGGAGCUGGAUCUGAAGAAGGACGGGGACGUUCACGUUGCAGUAGCCUAUAAAAGUACAACCAAGAGCACUUAUGGUUAUUACGGUUAUAGUGCUAAUACGUUUGAUUGGUUCCUCAGAUGUAGGCUUGCAGAUUACUCCCGCUGGAGUAGUUAUGACAAAAUUUUCUAUGCGACUGCCCCCUGUAGGAUUGGAGUGUAUGUGGAUUACAGGGCAGGCAAUUUGUCCUUCUACAACGUGUCUGACAACAUGACACUUAUCCAUAAAGAUCGCAACAACUUCACUGAGCCAGUUUAUCCUGGCUUCUGGUUGGGCAAUGGCGCAUCCGCCAAACUUCUGUAAAUGCAUGCACAUAACAUGCACAUGCCAUUGCACCGAAAGACGGGAGACCAAGAUAUUGUGGGAAAAUAGGGUAUUUGAAUGUGUAUUUGCUUAUUGGAUCUUUCCCAAAAAUGAAGAUGAGGUACCCAAUCUAGAGUAAGAUAAGAUUUUAAGAAGUUAAGAUAAUUUGGAUCAUUCAGUGUGAUGCCAUGUAUGGCAUCCAUUAGAAAGGGAACAUGGUAACUGCUAAGUCGAGCAUUGGUUUAGGCGUUACAUUUAUUUGGCGUAUCAUUCAUUUGUGUUAUCAUCCCUUAUGGCAGGGGUUAACAACCUCUUCCAACUUGGGGCCCACUUGAAAAUGUUCACAACUAUUCGAGGCACACCCCUGACCCCAAUAAACAAUACAAGUGAAAUAAAUACUCAACAGCAACACACACUAUAUUAUUUAGAUGUUUCGGAAAAUGAUUUCAUGGUCUACUUGUUUUAUACUUUGAAAGCCAUUCAUGUGCUAGGGGCCCCGGCCCACAGUUUGAGAAUCGCAGCCCUACGGCAUCCGUUAGAAAGGAAACGUGCCAACUUGGGAACUGCUAAGUGGGUCUUUGGUUUAGGCGCCAUAUCUUUUUGUCGUUUAUAGACGUUUGGCUUGUCAACUUGGAGCCCACUUAAAAUGUAUUUGCCAGUACACAUACUGUAUAUCCAUAUCUGUUAUUUGUGUUGGGCGUUAUAUGUGGAGAUAAGUUGGACGUUGUUUUGAGCCAAAAAGUUCAGAAUCCACUAAUAAUCCAUUAUGGAUGGUAUUUUCUUCUGGAAGGCAAUUCCAAAUACCGCACAAUAUAUUCGAUUUUGGUUGUUGCACCUUAAAACACAUACAAUACACACACACACACAC